Vitis vinifera (wine grape) is the source of this 4359-nucleotide messenger RNA. Its product is annotated as zinc finger protein BRUTUS-like At1g18910. Gene Ontology annotation, molecular function: zinc ion binding; ubiquitin protein ligase activity. Gene Ontology annotation, biological process: ubiquitin-dependent protein catabolic process; protein ubiquitination. The transcript has 12 exons. Lineage: Eukaryota; Viridiplantae; Streptophyta; Magnoliopsida; Vitales; Vitaceae. Bases 209 to 4075 code for a protein of 1288 amino acids. The record is from RefSeq and is a predicted model, not a curated record. Gene Ontology annotation, cellular component: nucleus.
UAAAACACCAAAACUGUUUUUAAAAAACAGAAACAUAAAAAAAACACUAUUCAAAGAAAGAAAAAAAAAAUGGUGUUGGAAGAGAAAGCCAAGAGACGAAGAAGAGAGCUUCCAACCCCACAGCAUUAAAUCCACUCCCCAUUUCCAUGCUCCAGUUUCCUCUCUGCUCACUCUCCAUUGAUGGUGGAUGGCGGCGCUCCGGCACUGAAUGGGCGGAGACGACGGCGGUGGCGGCGGCUGUGGGGUUUCUCCGGAACUUGCCUCGCAGACGGAGGCGGAAGCGGCAGCGCAACCGCUAGAGCCGUUGUGCCGGUCGGUCUCCGGGGCCCAACUUCGGGACGCUCCGAUUCUUCUCUUUGUGUUCUUCCACAAGGCUCUGCGUGCAGAGCUCGCAGAGCUACGGCGGUUGGCGGCGGCGGAGAGUGGGUGCCGCGGAGGCAGCAGUAACGGCAAUCUGGUCGUCGAAAUCCGCCGGCGGUUCGAGUUUUUGAAGCUUUUUUAUAAGUAUCAUAGUGCUGCGGAGGAUGAGGUGAUCUUUCUAGCACUAGAUGUGCACAUAAAAAAUGUGGCACAUACAUAUUCACUUGAACAUAAAAGCAUAGAUGAUCUCUUCAGCUCUAUUUUUCAUUGCUUGGAUGUUUUAAUGGAAGGUGAUGCAAAUACUGCCAAGCCAUUUCAAGAACUCGUACUUUUAAUCAGCACAAUUCAAACCACCAUUUGCCAUCAUAUGCUGAAAGAAGAAGAGCAGGUUUUUCCUUUGCUUAUGAAGCAAUUCUCUCCCCAAGAACAGGCUUCUCUUGUUUGGCAGUUUAUGUGUAGUGUUCCUGUACUCCUGCUGGAGGAUUUCUUACCAUGGAUGACUUCUUUUCUUUCUCCAGAGGAACAAGUGAAUGUAGUGAAUUGUAUAAAAGAAGUUGUACCUGAGGAAAAACUGCUGGAAGAGGUGGUAAUCUCCUGGCUUGGUAACAAUAACCAACCUUUUGGAUCCCCCACUAGAAUUGGAGAAGAAGCUCAAAGUGUUGGACCUGCAAAUUUGAAGGAUGCACUGAAAGUGUAUUCAUCUAAGAGUUUUUCUACAGAAAUUCGGCAAUGGAAGGAAGUGUUUGGUCUCAAGACCAAUGUUGGACAAAAUCCAGUUGAUGGCCUUCAUCUUUGGCAUGGUGCCAUUAGGAAAGAUUUGAAAGGAAUUUUGGAGGAGCUAUAUCAAAUAAGAAGCUCAGACAGUUUCUCAACAUUAGCUUCAGUUAUUGUCCAGCUAAAAUUUCUUGCAGAUGUUCUUAUCUUCUAUAGCAAUGCAUUGGAUAAAAUAUUUUAUCCUCUGUUAGAUCUGCUUUCCGAUGGCUGCCUCUCUCCCUCCUACAAACGAUUUCCAGAUGAAAGUCAAAUUGAAGGUCUACAGAGAUUGUUACACUAUAAUGCUAAAAAUGGGAUCCCUUUGUCCAAGUUUGUGGAGAAGCUUUGUUGGGAACUGGAGUCUUUUGUUAUGGGGAUUGGUGACCACUUGGUUUUUCAAGAAAUGGAGGUAUUUCCCCUUAUUAGCGCAAAGUGCAGCCAUGAACUGCAGAAGUGGCUACUGUACAUGAGCCUUCUUAUGAUGCCACUUGGAUUGCUGAAAUGUGUAAUUACCUGGUUCUUGGCUCAUUUAUCUGAGGAAGAAUCCAAGUCUAUUCUGAAAAGCAUAAAGCAGGAAGAUUCUUUAGUCAAUAUGUCCUUUGCAUCCCUCUUGCAUGAGUGGGUUCGCAUUGGUUAUUCAGGUAAAACCUCAGUGGAAAAAUUCAGAAAGGACUUGCAGGAAAUGUUCAAGAGCAGAAGCUCUUUUCACUCUGAUCAAAUUGAGGAAGAUGGUCGAUCUUUUUUCUCACCUUCAGAUGCAAAACCUUGUGAAAGAUCUAACCCUGGGCUGAUGAAACCAAUCCCUGGCAACAAGGCCACUCAUUCUGUGAAUGAUUCUUCAUCCUCUGGUUCCCACACCUCUGAGAAGUAUGGUACAUCCUACUCAAGUGGGAUCAAUUUGCAUAUAUUUUUCCCUGGGACAUUGAAGAUAUUCCAUCCUGUCCCUAACUUUCCUGAUGGGAUGGGUGAUGCCAGUUCCAUUCUUAAUCUUGAACCAAGACCAGUGGACCUUAUCUUUUUUUUCCACAAGGCCCUCAAAAAAGACCUGGAAUUCCUUGUCUUUGGUUCAGCUAAGUUGGCUGAAAACACUGGAUACCUUGCUGACUUCCAUCGGCGCUUUCGUCUCAUACGUUUUCUCUAUCAAAUUCAUAGUGAUGCAGAGGAUGAGAUUGCCUUUCCAGCUUUGGAGGCAAAGGGAAAAGGCCAGAACAUUAGCCACUCGUACACAAUUGACCACAAAUUGGAAGUUGAACACUUCAAUAAAUUAUCCUUUAUUCUAGAUGAGAUGUCCAAAUUGCAUAUUUCAGUUUCUGGUGUUCAUUUCGAUAAGAUGGAUCAGAGAAUGCUGAAGUACCAUCAGCUGUGUAUGAAGCUCCAUGAUAUGUGCCAAUCACUGCAGAAGAUACUAUGUGAUCAUGUUAAUCAUGAAGAGAUUGAACUUUGGCCCCUAUUCAGAGAAUGCUUCUCCAACAAGGAGCAAGAAAAGAUAAUAGGAAGCAUUCUUGGAAGAAUGAGAGCAGAAAUCCUACAGGAAAUAAUACCCUGGCUUAUGGCAUCUUUAACACCAAAAGAACAGCAUGCCAUGAUGUCCUUAUGGCGUAAGGCUACCAAAAAUACAAUGUUUGAAGAAUGGUUAGGAGAAUGGUGGGAUGGUGUGAAUCAGUAUGACAUAGCUAAGGUGGUGGAGGAGUCAAAAAUGCCUCAGCCAUGGUUGGCUGAUCCAUUAGAAGUUGUCUCGAGGUAUCUUUAUAAAGAAGAUACUGGUGAGGAGGUUUCUGAAAAAAGUGAUGAGUUUCUGCUAAACGAUUCUGUCAGCGCUAAUAUUAUGCUGCCUGGAAAUCAUGCUGUGGACAAUAAAGAAAAACUUCUUAAUGAAGACCACGACAAUCACCAAUGCUCAGAAUGUAAGAAGCCUUACAGUGAAAAUGAGAAGAAGAGAUCCAAUGAAGUAGCUGAUGUAACAAAUCAGGUCAAUAGACCAGGUCAGCUUUUGCAAGAUAAUCAGCAGUUCAGCCAUCAGGAGCACCUUCUGUCAAUGAGUCAGGACGAUUUGGAAGCUGCAAUAAGAAGAGUAUCCCGUGAUUCUUCUUUAGAUCCUCAAAAGAAAUCACAUAUAAUCCAGAACCUGCUAAUGAGUCGCUGGAUUGUCAGACAACAAAAAUCUCAUUCAGAAGUUGCUGUCUUGGGUAGUGGGAAAGAAAUUCCAGGUCAAUGUCCAUCUUAUCGGGACCCUCUCAAACUAACUUUUGGUUGCAAACAUUACAAGAGGAACUGUAAGCUUGUUGCAGCCUGCUGCAACCAGCUUUAUGCAUGCAGACUUUGCCAUGAUGAUGUGACUGAUCAUUCAAUGGAUAGGAAAAAAACUACAAAGAUGAUGUGCAUGAGAUGCUUGGUAAUUCAACCAGUUGGUCCAACAUGCUCUACUGCUUCUUGUGAUAAUUUAUCUAUGGCAAAAUACUAUUGCAGGAUCUGCAAAUUUUUUGAUGAUGAAAGGGAAAUCUACCACUGCCCUUACUGUAACCUAUGCCGAGUUGGGAAGGGAUUGGGAAUUGACUAUUUUCAUUGUAUGAAUUGCAAUGCUUGUAUGUCGCGAUCUCUUUCUGUGCAUAUAUGUAGAGAGAAGUGGAUGGAGGAUAAUUGCCCUAUUUGCCAUGAAUUCAUCUUCACCUCAAGCUCUCCAGUUAAGGCUCUACCAUGUGGUCAUUUGAUGCACUCAGCAUGUUUUCAGGACUACACUUGUACUCAUUAUACCUGCCCAAUCUGUAGCAAGUCACUUGGGGAUAUGCAGGUUUAUUUUGGGAUGUUAGAUGCAUUGUUGGCUGAAGAGAAAAUUCCAGAUGAGUAUUCUACGCAGACUCAGAUGAUCCUGUGCAAUGAUUGUGAGAAGAGAGGAACUGCUGCUUUCCAUUGGCUUUAUCACAAGUGCCCUUAUUGUGGUUCAUACAACACAAGGGUUAUAUGACUCCAUUGCAUAGUGAGUGUAACUAAUUGUUACUCUCAAGCUAGUUCAUGUAGAAUAAUGAGUUGUACAUUCCAUUAGAGACCACUUGGAACUGGAAAACAACUCUUAUCUUUAUGACUUUGAAUAAUUUGGCUGAUAUCUAUGAUGAUAUCUUAGCUGAUGCAGUAUUCUAGGGUUUGUACCAAAAAGGAAGAAGAAUAUGAAGAAAAGUGAACAUUGAGGAAGAGGGAGUUGUGCAUCCUCUCACUCUGAAAGUAAAUAAAACCUCACAAUACUCUUCUCUA